This is a messenger RNA of Drosophila serrata, 1738 nucleotides long. Its product is annotated as trans-1,2-dihydrobenzene-1,2-diol dehydrogenase. The record is from RefSeq and is a predicted model, not a curated record. NCBI's taxonomy places the organism in Eukaryota, Metazoa, Arthropoda, Insecta, Diptera, Drosophilidae. Gene Ontology annotation, molecular function: nucleotide binding.
GUUACGAUUCAACCUCAAAUGAUCAAAGCUUAUUUUGUCAAAGUAGCCUACAAUAUACCUCAGUUUUUCCAAAUUGUCUAUAUUUUAGUAGGAAACUAUAUUUAAAUUUAAGCAUAUUUAAUGCACUGCACUUUCGAGUAGCAUCCUUUUUACCAUCAAUAACUCUACACACCCAUUAUGCUCAAGAUAUUGUCGUGGGUCAGAACGCGAUCAAACAAAUCAGCAGUAAGAUGUUAUCAAAAUCAGAUGCCAAAUGGACGUACAACAUGCUCAUCGUCCACACCGGAUGCUAGUCGAAGUAGUCUCGUGGGUAGGAAGAUAAGCGACCAUAGGAUGUGGAGAUUCCAAUCCCGUGAGCUGCAUAUCAAUCGCUUCACCGAGCAAUCCCGUGGAGGCUUGGCAGAUGAAGAGCAGGAUAACCAGGGUAUUAAGGAACCGACACUACGUUGGGGCAUUGCGCCCGUUAGCCUGAUGGCGGAUGACUUCGCCGCAGCCCUGAGUGUCCUGCCACCACAAAAUCACCGCAUUGUGUCCUGCGUGGCAGCCUACAGGUCACAUGCUCUGGCCUUUGCCGAUCGCCAUCAGGUGAAGAAUGUAUACACCAGCUUUGAGGAUUUGGCCAAGUGCCGGAUCUCAGACGUUGUGUACAUCUCUCCGCUGAAUCCUCAGCACUCGGAAUUGUGCCACCUGAUGCUCAACCAUGACAAGCACGUACUGUGCGAGAAGCCAAUCUGCAUGACGGAGGAGCAGGUAAUCAAGCUGGUGGAUAAGGCCAGUGCGCGACGACUCUUUCUCAUGGAGGGCAUGUGGCCGAGAUGUGUGCCCGCCUAUCAAUACCUGCGGCAUCAGAUCCAGCGUAACCGCCUUGGUGAGCUUCAGGAAGUCCAUUGUACCCUGGGGCUGCCAGUUUCCGAUAGUAGGCUGGCUCUUUAUGGUGGAGUUACCAGUGACUUUGGCGUCUAUGGAAUGCAGCUGGCACUCUGGGUAUUCCGUGAGGUGCCACGCUGCCUCAAGGUCAGUGGCAGUGUCAACUCAGAGAAUGUGGAUGUGGCCGCCAAUAUUGAGAUGUAUUUCAGUGGCGCCAAGCGGGCCUUCAUCGAAGUCAGCUCGGAGAAGAGGCUCGAAAACUUGGCCAUCAUUCAGGGCAAGCAGGGAAGCAUCAAGAUGGGCAACUACUGGUGUCCCACGCGCCUAAUCACCGAGCAGGUGGACUUUGAGUUUCCUUUGCCGCAAGCCCAACAGAUGGACGCCACUCAUUAUCACAAUCGGGUGGGCAUGUGCUACGAGGCGGAGGAGGUGAGGAACUGCAUCCUGAAGGGUAGCAACGAGAGCCAUCUCUUCAGCCACAACGAAAGUCUGCUGUUGGCCAACCUUAUGGACACCAUCCAUGCCGAACUGGGUGUGGGUGAGUUUGCCGCGGCACGGAAGCAUACUCCCAACUUGCAACAAGAGAUCUACAGUGGCCGGGACAUGGUGCAGGAUCCCGAGGAGCUGGACAGCGAGAUGUGUCGUGUGGUGCAAGAUGUUUGCACGGGGACACCAUUGCAUCCAGCAAGGCGGAGGUGGAGGAGAUGGAAGACAAGGCGAAGAUAUCAAAGGCUCUCGAUGCUCCUUAAAUAAAGGGAACGCGGUGUUGGAGGUGGAAUAGUAUUGUCCUGUAAAGUAAUUAGUAAUGUGUCUAGAUAAAAUGUGAAUGACUUGACAAGUAUAUAUUAAAUUUAGUAUUAAUCAUAAAUAA